AUGUCAGUUAUAAAUGACCUUGGUAUUACCAUUUCCUGGGCUUCGAAGAAGGUUCAAGAGCUCCAGUCGUUUGAUGCACAGACGUGCGCGCUCCUCAUACGAGUUUUUCGCGAAAUCAGUCGUCUCGAAAUUUGGUGUCAAUCCAUGGGCUAUAUCCUCGAUUCUUCAAACGGAACCAUUACUCAAGAUUCCUCCAGUGACCAGCGUCGGUUUGAUAUGGGAAAUCGACAGGACCUAUUCUUUCUUCAAAUGACACUGUCAACUUCACAAGGCCUGAUCAAAAUAAUCAUCCAGCUAUUCCAAUGCAUAGGACUUGUAGACUUACAAAAGGUUCAGGAGUUCAGCAUCGAUCUUGCACAAGGCACCGGAACAGCUACGGCCAUCGCCGGACAAGAUAUCGAGAUGGGCUACUUUGGCCAGCCCCCGACUUAUGAGUUAAUGAUGGGGGCAUUGAGAAGAAAAAAGACUUGUAUGCCGACCCAAACAAGUCUCGGAAAAAGUAGUUGA
Messenger RNA from Fusarium graminearum PH-1, 507 nucleotides. RefSeq lists its product as uncharacterized. The transcript has a single exon. The coding region runs from base 1 to 507 and encodes 168 amino acids. The record is from RefSeq and is a predicted model, not a curated record. Lineage: Eukaryota; Fungi; Ascomycota; Sordariomycetes; Hypocreales; Nectriaceae.